CCAGAGGUGGUUGCUAUGGGGAACUGGAUGCUGACGAAGGCUUGUGAGGCUGAGAAGACAAAUUGCCCUCAUCAUUAUCUCCAGGCUUGUCAAUCACACAUAUUCGCUUAUUUACCUCUGAGAGGGAGAGAACACUAGGAGCCAAGAGAAAAACGAGAAAGUGUGCGCUCCAGAGAGGAGAGCUGUUUGUGACAAACUUCACGCCAGGGGAGGCAGUCACCAGCCAGGAUGGCAACCAUCACCUGCAACCGGUUCACGGAAGAAUAUCAGCUCUUUGAAGAGCUGGGGAAAGGUGCUUUCUCAAUUGUCAGGAGGUGUGUGAAGGUCUUAUCAGGACAAGAGUAUGCUGCCAAGAUCAUAAACACCAAGAAGCUCUCAGCACGCGACCAUCAGAAGCUGGAACGAGAGGCUCGAAUCUGUCGGCUCCUGAAGCACCCAAAUAUAGUGAGACUUCAUGACAGCAUAUCAGAGGAAGCGCAUCACUAUCUGAUAUUUGACCUGGUCACAGGUGGAGAGCUGUUUGAGGACAUCGUAGCCAGAGAAUACUAUAGUGAAGCAGAUGCCAGCCACUGCAUUCAGCAGAUCCUGGAAGCUGUCUUACAUUGCCACCAGAUGGGUGUGGUACACCGGGAUUUAAAGCCGGAGAAUCUCCUGUUGGCUUCCAAACUGAAGGGAGCUGCUGUUAAACUGGCUGACUUUGGCCUUGCCAUUGAAGUGGAAGGGGAGCAGCAGGCUUGGUUUGGUUUUGCGGGCACUCCAGGUUACCUUUCCCCAGAAGUGCUCCGAAAGGAUCCUUAUGGCAAAGCUGUGGACUUGUGGGCAUGUGGAGUUAUCCUCUAUAUUCUGCUGGUUGGCUAUCCUCCUUUCUGGGAUGAGGAUCAACACCGACUAUACCAGCAGAUCAAAGCUGGGGCCUAUGAUUUUCCUUCUCCUGAGUGGGAUACUGUCACUCCUGAAGCAAAAGAUCUCAUCAAUAAAAUGCUGACCAUCAACCCAUCCAAACGUAUCACAGCAGCAGAGGCUCUGAAGCACCCAUGGAUAUCACAUCGUUCCACUGUGGCUUCUUGCAUGCACAGACAGGAGACCGUGGAUUGCUUGAAGAAGUUCAAUGCCAGAAGGAAGCUAAAGGGUGCCAUCCUCACUACGAUGCUAGCAACCCGGAAUUUUUCUGGAGGAAAAAGUGGUGGCAACAAGAAGAAUGAUGGUGUGAAGAAAAGAAAGUCCAGUUCCAGCGUUCAGUUAAUGGAAUCUUCAGAGAGCACAAAUACCACCAUUGAAGAUGAAGACACUAAAGUACGAAAACAGGAAAUCAUUAAGGUGACGGAGCAGCUGAUUGAAGCAAUAAGCAAUGGGGAUUUUGAGUCCUACACAAAGAUGUGUGACCCUGGGAUGACUGCUUUUGAACCAGAAGCUCUAGGAAACCUGGUGGAAGGGCUGGAUUUCCAUCGAUUCUAUUUUGAAAACUUAUGGUCCAGAAACAGCAAGCCAGUGCACACUACCAUCCUGAACCCACACAUCCACUUAAUGGGAGAUGAGUCUGCCUGCAUCGCUUACAUCCGCAUCACACAGUACGUUGACACAAGUGGGAUCCCGCGCACUGCACAGUCUGAGGAGACCCGAAUCUGGCACCGCCGGGAUGGCAAAUGGCAAAUAGUUCACUUCCAUAGAUCUGGAGCACCUUCCGUUUUACCACACUGAAGGAUCAGCCACUCAGGCCAGGUUUCUCACUGCCUCACUACAAAGGGAAGAUCCCUGCUAUUCUUUAUCUAGGGAACUUGGCUGCUGACUCUGCUACUUGGUUCUUGCUGGAAUUCCUUUCACACACAGAGCUCCUCACCACAAUAAAUGAGAAUUCAAUAGACCUUUCUCCUUCUGUUUCACACGCUCCAUGUUUGCCACUUGGUGUCAUUCUAGUACAAUAGGGCAUGUGCCAGGCCCAUGUCUGCAUGAAACAGCUUUCUGUAUAAAAGGAGAAACAAAGAAGGAGUAGCCUAAGGCAUAUCCUUCUGCCAGUAUGGCCCUAGACCUCAUAGAUCCACCCUCAUUAGCUAUUCUCACAGUUAAGUGUGUUUCUCAAAGGGACUGGAUCUGAUAUCUGUUUAAGUCGCUACUGUUUUUACUAAGUCUUUAGGGGAGUGAGAGAAAGGGGAGCAUGCAUAGAAGAUCUAAAGUGUCAUGUACCAGUGGAGACUUGGUGCCCAACACCUUUCACUAGUAGACACACACACACACACACACACACACACACUGCAGUGCCGUUGCUCUGAUUUGCUCUCAGUUAGUGCUCUAUUGCUCUUGAAUACCUAUUUCAUCUUCACAGAAUUAAACUUAAUCCCUAGAAAAACUUUCUGCCUGGGGAGAAUACGGUUUUAUUCAUAAUGGUGAGUAAAAUACAUCAUUAAUUUCUCUUCCCCCAAAAAACUAUAUUUUUAUGACUUAGCCAAUAAAGGUUCAUGACAAUUUUAACAAUAUAGAUGUUCAUUCAUUUAUCCCCCAUUCCUUUAUCACUCCAGAUCCCUCUCUUUCAUUAUAUCUAACAAAAGAGAGACUGAAAGGAAUCCACUAAUACUUUAUUGGUGUUAAAAUGCAUCCAAGAGUGAGUAAAUGUGAGUAAGUUAAAUUUCCAGUAUGGUAGUGGGAUAUUUUCCACAUUAUUUCUAAUUCAAUGACAGCUGUCUCCCGGCAUGAAUCAGAUUCUGCCACAGUCCAGUACACUGUAGGAAUUUCCUUUAUUCAUGCUCAGCUUAGUAACAACCUCCCAAAUGCAAGUUGGUUUCACCAUAUAUUGUAUUCCUUCCUUUCUUUGAACUGGCUAUUCUUUGAACUGCCCCCCCCCCACCCGUACCUACAGCAUUUUGCAUCAUGCUUUCCUUCUGCCCUCCAAGACUUAGUUUCAUCAUCAAGCAAACAUAAAUAAAACAAAAGAAGCUGGAAUCCUUUUCCCUGCCACCAUUCCCCACUUACACAGCUUCAGGAAAUUUGACAGUAUUGAAGAUCCUGGCGCUAUGGAAACAGAAUUGACCCCUCCAUUUGAAAUAUAAACAGAGGCCAACACUUUCCAGCAAAGACAGAGAAUGCAAGCUUUACUAAUGACACUUUGAGGCAUUUUGAUUAUGCUUUUAACAAACAAAAUGAAACCUUUCGCUAUCUCUUGUACUUGGAGUGCAUGCCUUUUUAUAGGGAAAACAAACCUCUUCCGUGUUCUUUCGUAAAUGGAUUUUGAGUAUUUGCUGAAAUGGAUCUUUAUGUAAUUCCUAGAAUAUCAACUUUUUGGGUUUGUGGCUGAUUUUUAAUGAAGUUGGGUAGGGGUGGGGGGUGGGGCUUAGUAUGUUAUUGUUUACAUUUGGAGUUGACUUUGUGACAAAAUUGUUAUUGAAAGUGCAAGGGGUUACAAGAAGCUAGAGGCAGGGGAAAGAUUUCUGAUGUGGACUUUUGGUAAACUUCAUGGAGAGCUUUACACCAUAUUGGAACUCCUUGCAGCGCAGUUUCUAUAUGCCAUGGAAAGACUGGAGAAUCCGAAUUGUGUAUCUUCAUGGAACCCAAUGGAGAGUGAGGACAUUUUCAAACUGGUAGCAUCUGCUUUAAAAGCACUUCAGAGUCUCUCUGAAGGAAUCUGGGAAUGCGUUCUUCUCAAGCUUGUUCAGAUACCCAACAUGUAUCUGAUGCCACUGUUGUGUCAUUUUGACGAUGUAUGGAGGGCUGAAAGAUUUAUAUUUUUGACAUCACCUUCUUGCCUUGCAGGAGAGACAUAAGGAGUAUGAGUUUUGUUUUUAAUUUGGGCAGUCUUUCUGUUUUCUUGUUUCCCCCUUUCCCCCCCCCCCCAGCUGUAAAAGUCUUUGAUGUGAGAUUAACUACAGUGCACUUCUUCUACCAGGGGAACUUAUCAAUGACACUUUCUUCAUUUGCAUGACAUUUAACUUUAUAGACAGCUAUGUGUACUUCAGAACAAACAGAAAUGCUUGUUUGGGGACAGUAACAAAAAAUGGGGUAUACGCUCUGUAUAAAUUCUGAAUGGUGUAAUUUUGCCUUUUCCGUGGUUUGAAGUGCUUAGCUUUCCAUCUUGUGAGGCAGAAUGGACAUCUGCCAAUACAACUAUGUUUGCAAAUUGCAAGAAUAAUUUUCCAUUGGAGCUGAGGGGAAGAAACUGAAGUGAUUAAGGAUACUGGAGGCCCAUAUGAUAGGAUUUGACUGACCCGAGAGUGAGUUUACUCAAUACUUGGGAUGAGGUAUCCCGAUAAAUUUUCUAAUCUGGGCCAGAGAACACAAAACAGCAUAACGUGAAUGGGUCACUGGAGUUCUACCCAUGCUCAAUGGAAUGGCAGAGAAUUGCACUGAGGUGAGGAGGGGUGCUCCUGCUCCUUUCUUAAAGAAGGGCUUUCAUGUCAGGGGAGGCUUCUCGUAAGGGUAUGGACCCGGGGGCUUGCUUACAUUGUUUUCAAAUUAUUUGUAUCUCAGUGAAGGUAUCUGGCUUCAUUAUCCUCUCCCACCACCAGCAUUUUAAAAGAUCAUGGCAUCACAUCUCACCUCUUCUUGUCACAGUGUCCAUGUUUGAAGCGACCCUUUUUUUUUUUUUUUAGCUGCCAGUGUUUACAUAACUUAAUCCUUAUGCUGAUCAUCACAAAAUCUGCUAACCUAGCCAAAGGAUUUGGAAUUGAACCCCAGACAAUUGCAGGCUAUUGAAUUAUUUCUGUGCCCUUUCGCCAUGAAAAUUGCUGCCUCUCUGAUAAGCUUGGUACGUUUCUCACUGCUGCUAAAGCUUGAUUGCUUCCAGAAUCUUAUGACAAGUCCUUCAAGGAAUGAGGGGCUCUUGCUUUUCUCUUCCCUAUCCAUGACCUCUGUCGAGCAUCACCCUCACCGGUGUUUCUUUGGGCAACUUUUAUCCUACACCCUGCACUGAUGCAGGAUAAAAUUUCUUGGCUCCCAUUUAUCAGAUCCCAUUAUCAUUUAUCAUGAAUAUGAUAAGACAUCCCAACAUUUCUAAGAGAAACAGGGUCCUAGCCUGAGGUUCCGUUAUUUUAAGUCUUCCAGUAAGGAGGGAACCCUGACAGACAAAGAAGAAAUCCAACCCCUUCAAAUUCUGCCCAUUACAACGGAUUAAGCACCUGCACUUUAAUGAGGGACCUGCUACCAUGGAUGGCCUUCUCAUGCAUUCCUUGCCCUGCUUUCCAUUGGCAUCUCUAAAGCCUGUUUUUACUGUGAAAGCAUGAUAUCCCGAUUUACCUUCUGAACUCCUUGCCCUCCCUUUGCCCUUCCAUAUCACCAUGCAAUGGCAGGUCUAAAGCUAUAUUAAGGUGCCUUUCCUGGCUUUCAAAAUAAAGGAUAUUUGCGCUUUCCAUCAUUUGCGCUACCAUCAGUGCAAAUAGCUGUUCCUAGCUAUGGAAAAUUCAUCAGUUCUAGCAUUUUACCUGGUCUUCAUUUGGUGCCCAUGGUAUGGCUAAUGUUAUAGCCUGCCUUUCCAAGUAUGAUUCUGAUUCCAUAGGAGCCAGUAAUGUGGCAUCUUUCUCAAGAAGAAGCUACAUGUGGCAUGCAUAUAUAUGUAACAAGGCCCUACAAAGAAAAUUUUCAAGCAACCUCAAGGGACUGCAGUUUUGAGAUGAGAAGUGGCAGGAGGGAAGGGGAUGUUUAACACUUUCUCUGCCAGCUGUUUUUCUGCUUAGAAUCCCCCCCCAACUGCUUUAAGCACCACGAGGUUCCUUAUGUUUAUAAGGAAAGCAGCUGGGUGGAUUUUGAUCAGAUAAGUAGCUGGGAGGAAAAGAGUUUAGCACUCUCUUCCCUCCUGCCGAUCAAAAUCACAGCCUCCUAGGGCAACUUUUCAUUAAACAAACAAACAAACCUAUCGAGCUUUGUUGCACACAAAUGUGUGUACCAUGUAGUUUGUUCUUCAGAUGCUGUGCCUGAUUCAAAGGCUUGGCUUUUGCCAGUAGCUUUAUAGAGGGCAACUGCGAAGCGAGGAAGGAUGCUUUCGUAGAAUAUGCACGAGACUCUGAUCACAGACUAUAGUGUCAGCUGAGUCAAAUGUACAAAGACAGCCUGCCUUUGAGAAUAUACUCAUAUGAUCCAAGAGGAAGCUCAGCUUCAAGAUUUGGUAACUAGAGAUGCACCCAGACUAGCCAAUCUUGUCAUGAUUUGUUCCAGGAAAUACUACAAAUAGCUUGGACACCUUAUCAUGCAAUCUGUCCUAAUAGUGAUGUGCCACUCUUUUUCCCCCCCUUGGUGUGUAAACAGGUGCUAACCUUCCCCAACACAGUGUUCUUUGCUUAUGUUUGUUCAAACAUCUCAUGAUGCCCCUUAUCUAGGGCAUUGACCUUCCCCUAUUGUCAUAGUAUUUCCUUUUGAAAAAACAAACCUGUUUUGUGUAUUUUCACCCAUUCACUCAUUUCUUCUGCUAAGUAUUCUUAUAAUGAGGGGAAAGGGCUCUUUCUGACCCAGCACAAUUCUGCACAACCCCCAGCAACAUGUCUCAGUGGGCCCUUCCCCCUUUGUCAACAUUAUUGGUGCAUGCAGGGCAACCCACCUUUAUUUGUGCAUAUUCAACUUUUUUAAAAAGCAAAAUAAACCUAGUCCAUUAUUCCCAGUUGAGAAAUCACGUAUCUAUAGUAGUGAUGGGAGAACUCUUUUCUGCUUGCCUUGAAUUGGCUUGAGAAAUGAUCCACCCACUAGCCACCCCCCAGUUUGGGGGACAUUGGGAUCAUUUUUUAGUCAAAUUGAGAGUUAGAAAAUACCUAUCUCCAUCCCAAAGCACCGUCCACAGAAGGCUCCCAACCUUCAAACUCAAGCUCUCCCUUUCUCUUCACUUAUAGUUCCCCAGCAGUGGCACAGAGGCCUCUUCUCAAAUUAUAGCACACUCAUGAUCAGCAAUAAAAACAGAAUGAAAGUAAAGAGGGAUAAGAGGUCAACCAAUCCAAAACCAAAUCUAGAGAACUGCAACAGAGGAGUUCUGGUUUGGACAUACCGACUACUCCUUAAUGGUAGGGCUAAUGUGUUCUACAUUUAUUUGGUAUUCUCUCUAUAGCUGCACUGUGUAACUUCCAUCUCUAGAGAUUUUCAAGAUGAGUCUGGAUAUACCUGUAUCAGGGAUAGUUAAUGUCUAGUGGACUGAACAAUCUGGAAAGAGCUUGGAUUAUCUCUCCUAAUACUAUGAUUCAACAGCUGAUUUGAACACAAUGUGUAGGCAUUUUUUAGCAUGAAUAUAUGUCAUCUUAAUGACUUUGCAAUUAAAUUCCAGAAAUCAGUUUCCUGAUAUAGAUGAAAUGACACAGAUUACAAAACAGAAUGAUCUUUAGGAAGCUCUUCCUACUACACACUACUGCUGUCACUAUGCUGGUAGGAUGGAACGAAUAUGUAUUCACAUACAUUUCAGGUAGGGUGGGUCUGAAGCAAAGUCUCAUGUGCUCAUGCCUUGCUUCCUACCUAGCUGGGAAUACAGGUUGUCCUUUCUCCUCCAGUCAUCCCACAUGUUAUCUCUUUUCUUCAGAUGGGUUUACUUCCUUCUCCUCAGUUCUUGCAUGGCUGCAAACUAGCCACCUUUUGUUCUAUUUUUUGUAAGGUGAAAUCUGUGAGAAGGCAGAGUUUGUCAUUAUUAUUUUUUCUAACUGUUGCACAAUUUUAGGGCUUUUGUAACAUUUUUGGAGAUAAGCAGGAAAAAUGUUAAGUGGUUUAAAAUGAAACUAUAAAUGUAUAUAUAAAUAUAUAUAUAAAUAUAUAUAAAUGAAA
Molecule: messenger RNA, 7713 nt
Organism: Hemicordylus capensis (graceful crag lizard)
Lineage: Eukaryota; Metazoa; Chordata; Lepidosauria; Squamata; Cordylidae
Gene: CAMK2A
Product: calcium/calmodulin dependent protein kinase II alpha
Exons: 19
Coding region: 229-1698 (489 amino acids)
Biological process (GO): protein phosphorylation
Cellular component (GO): neuron projection; cytoplasm
Molecular function (GO): calmodulin binding; calcium/calmodulin-dependent protein kinase activity; ATP binding
Source: RefSeq, a predicted model, not a curated record